This is a messenger RNA of Micropterus salmoides (largemouth bass), 1971 nucleotides long. RefSeq names its product myosin binding protein Ha (gene mybpha). Lineage: Eukaryota; Metazoa; Chordata; Actinopteri; Centrarchiformes; Centrarchidae. The record is from RefSeq and is a predicted model, not a curated record. Gene Ontology annotation, molecular function: protein binding. Bases 60 to 1625 code for a protein of 521 amino acids. The transcript is spliced from 13 exons.
UAUAUUACCUAACACCCUCGUGGCUCCUUCAUCCACAGCACUGGCCGUCUGUCAGCAAGAUGCCAGGCAAACCUGCGCCCAUCAAGAAGUCCCCAGCCAAGAAGGCUGCCGACAAGGCACCUGAGCCCGCACCCGCUCCCGUAGAGGCUCCACCUGCUGCGGAGGCUGCACCUGUGGAAGCCGCUCCCGCCGAGGCAGCUCCCGCACCCGAAGGAGUAGCAGCCCCAGCAGAGGACAGCGCUCCAGCUGCUUCUCCCGCUGCUGAAGACGAUGCCGCUGCUUCCGCUGCAGACGCCCCCGCAGACGCUGCUCCAGCAGAAGCUGCCUUAGUUGAGGAGCCACCAAAGGCCCCCACGCCCCCACCUCCUGCAGUCCCCACCAGCGCUCCUCUGGACGUAUCUGUGGAAGAUGUGAACGACUCCAGCCUCACCAUUAAAUGGCGGACACCAGAGACCAUCGGAGAUUGUGGCCUGGACGGAUACAUCGUCGAGUACUGCAAGGAUGGGACAACAGACUGGGUUGUAGCUCAGGAGGAGCUUACGGCAUCUAAUCGCUACUGCAUCAAGAAUCUGACAAACGGUGACCUGCUGCUUGUGCGCGUGGUGGCCGUUAACCCUGGUGGCCGCAGUGAACCUGGUACACUUGCUGAGCCAGUGCGGAUCCGCGAGAUUGUUGACCGUCCCAAGAUCCGCAUGCCCCGCGCCCUCAGAUCCCGCUACGUCAAGCAGGUUGGAGAACAGAUAAACCUGGUCAUCCCCUUUCUUGGAAAGCCCAAACCUGCUGUGUCCUGGCUUAAGGACGGUCAGCCUUUGGAUACAAAGAGGGUCAACAUCAGGAACAGCGACAAGGACAGCAUCCUGUUUAUCCGCACCGCUCAGAGGGAGGACUCUGGUGUUUACGAGAUGACUGUGAAAGUGGACAGCUUUGAAGACAAAGCCACUGUCACCCUUCAGAUUGUGGAGCUGCCCGGCCCUCCUGCCAGUGUGAAGCUGGUGGACACCUGGGGCUUCAAUGCUGCUCUGGAAUGGACCCCUCCCAAGGAUAAUGGCAACACAGAGAUCACUGGAUACACCAUCCAGAAGGCCGACCAAAAGACUGGGGAGUGGUUCACGGUGCUGGAGCACUACCACAGGCUAACUGCCACCGUCUCCGACCUCAUCAUGGGCAACUCGUACUGCUUCAGAGUGUUCGCUGAGAACAAAGUGGGCAUCAGCGAAAUGAGCACCGUUACCAAGGACGUGGCCACCAUCCAGAAGACAGGUAUUGUCUACAAGCCUCCUGAGUACCAGGAGCACGACUUCAGCGAGGCACCCAAGUUCACCACAACCCUCUGUGACCGCGCUGCCACUGUGGGAUAUACCACCAAGCUUCUGUGUUCUGUUCGUGGAUGCCCCAAGCCUAAGAUUGAGUGGUUGAAGAAUCAGAUGGUCAUCGGUGACGACCCCAAGUUUCGGCAGAUCUCUAACCAGGGCAUUUGCUCCCUCGAGAUCCGUAAGCCCUGCAGCUUCGAUGGCGGCGUGUACACCUGCAGAGCCAAGAACGCCCAAGGAGAGGCCACUGUCUCCUGCAAACUGGAGGUCAAACAGAUUAUUCUUCCAGAGGCAGAUAAGGAGAAGGGCAAAUAAACUGACACCCAGACCUCCAGAGAGUGUUUGAAGAUAUGGAGAAAACAUUGUGGCUGGAUGUGCAGCAGUGUGUACAUAAUGAAGAAGGGGACAGAACAACAUACCAACAUAUCCAUUUCCUCCCCCACACACACCCAGACUCACCCACUCCUUCCAGUAUGCGGGGAAGACCCAUGCCACCCAAACCAUCCCAGUUUGCCAAAUGUUACAUGUCAUUUUAGCUGCUGAGUUCAAUGUCAGGCUAUAUUUGCCAUUGUUUUUCUCUGCCUGUGCCCAUGUGCUGUUUGUUGUAGUAUGUGUAUGUACUACCUAAUAAAACAGUCAAUCCUUGGACAUGCUAAUGCAA